Alternaria hordeiaustralica is the source of this 1413-nucleotide messenger RNA. RefSeq lists its product as uncharacterized. The record is from RefSeq and is a predicted model, not a curated record. The coding region runs from base 1 to 1413 and encodes 470 amino acids. Gene Ontology annotation, molecular function: ATP binding; tRNA dimethylallyltransferase activity. Gene Ontology annotation, cellular component: mitochondrion. The transcript is spliced from 3 exons. NCBI's taxonomy places the organism in Eukaryota, Fungi, Ascomycota, Dothideomycetes, Pleosporales, Pleosporaceae. Gene Ontology annotation, biological process: tRNA modification.
AUGCCGCGCAAGCCUCUAAUCACCAUCGUCGGUGCAACAGGGACUGGCAAAUCUGAUCUGGCAGUCGAGAUCGCGCGAAGAUAUAAUGGCGAGAUCAUUAACGGCGAUGCGAUGCAACUGUAUCGUGGAUUGCCUAUUAUUACGAACAAGAUUACGCAACACGAGACGAAAGGCGUUCCUCAUCAUCUAUUAGGCUGCAUCAGCCUUGAAGAAGAGACUUGGACUGUGGGGAAAUUCGUAGGCGAGGCUUUGAGAACGAUCAAUGAAAUUCGAAGUAGAGGCAAACUCCCGGUCUUAGUUGGUGGCACUCACUACUAUACGCAGUCACUCUUGUUCCAGGAUGCGCUAUCGGAUGAGCCCGAGUUGAACCUGAACGAGAACACCCAGCCUCUGCCUGUACUAGAAGAGCCGACUGAAGUCCUGCAUGCCAAGCUGAGAGAAGUCGAUCCUAUCAUGGCCGAUCGGUGGCAUCCAAACGAGCGGCGCAAAAUUCAGCGUUCACUGGAGAUAUAUCUAAGAACGGGCAAACCAGCUUCGCAACUUUACAAAGAACAGAAAUCGCAGCGCGAGACCUCUGCUGCCCAAGCGGAUGGCACAACAUCGGAUAGCCGCUCAGGCCUUCGUUUCGAAACUCUUGUGUUCUGGGUGCACGCAAACAAGGACGUGCUGCAUCGCCGUCUUGACGGCCGUGUUGAUAAGAUGAUCGCCAGAGGUCUACUUUCUGAAGUCGAAGAACUCAGCAGUUUCCGUGAGCGGCACGAAGCCGACACAGGUGCCAAUAUCGACCAGACUCGCGGCAUCUGGGUAUCGAUAGGAUAUAAGGAGUUUCUAGAGUACCAAAGCGCUCUUUCAGACAGCUCACGCGAAGCAUCCGAGCUGGAGAAGUUCAAGACCCUCGCCAUUGAGAAGACACAAGCAGCCACCCGUCAAUACGCCAAUCGCCAGAUCAAAUGGAUACGCAUCAAGCUUCUCAACGCACUGAUCAGUGCAGGUCAAAAGCAUACCACCUUCCUAGUCGACGGUUCCGACGUAUCUCAAUGGGAAGACAACGUCGCCAAACCCGCCAUAGCCAUUACCGAGCAAUUCCUCUCCGGCCAACCACUACCAUCUCCGUCGACGUUAUCGCCGGCAGCAGCAGAAAUGCUGACACCGAAGCGCGAGUACGAUUUAGGCCAGCGACCAGACCUCUGGCAGAAGAAAGUCUGUGAGACAUGCGGCACGACGUCUAUCACCGAGAACGACUGGAGUUUACACGUCAAGAGCCGUGCACAUCGAAAAGCGGUAGCUACAAGAAAGAAGCAGGAGAAUGCACACAAGAUGCGGAACGGUAGCGCGAAAAGCCCCCAAGCAGAAGUGGUUGAUGUUCUCGAACACUAUCUAGAUACCUUUCCUGGAAGCCAAGAGCCCAAAUGA